Molecule: messenger RNA, 1027 nt
Organism: Drosophila navojoa
Lineage: Eukaryota; Metazoa; Arthropoda; Insecta; Diptera; Drosophilidae
Gene: Pcmt
Product: Protein-L-isoaspartate (D-aspartate) O-methyltransferase
Biological process (GO): protein modification process
Cellular component (GO): cytoplasm
Molecular function (GO): protein-L-isoaspartate (D-aspartate) O-methyltransferase activity
Source: RefSeq, a predicted model, not a curated record
CUCAGUAUAUUUUUGAAAACAAAAUUAAACAAUGCGAUAGGCUGGUAACACUGUCACACAGCUGUUUUUGGCUGCAAGCAAACAUAGCAACAACAACAAAUUCGAAAAUCUCUUGAAGUAAACGCAGACAAAACGGUCAGGAAAUCAUAUAUUGCUGAAAUCAUUGGGCUAGGCCUAUUAUUGCGUACUUUUAGCAUGGCCUGGCGCUCCGUCGGUGCAAACAAUGCAGAUCUUAUUCGUCAGCUACGGGAUUACGGCGUAAUUUCAACCGAAUCUGUUGCAAAUGCAAUGAUAGCAACGGAUCGCAAACACUACUCUCCUCGUAAUCCGUAUAUGGAUGCACCGCAACCCAUUGGCGGAGGCGUGACCAUAAGCGCCCCCCACAUGCACGCGUUUGCUUUGGAAUAUUUACGGGAUCAACUCAAGCCCGGCGCUCAUGUGCUCGAUGUCGGCUCAGGCUCCGGUUAUUUAACUGCUUGCUUCUAUCGCUAUGUGCAGGCGAAGGGCGAUAAUGCGAACACUCGAAUCGUGGGAAUUGAGCAUCAGUCCAGUUUGGUUGCAAUGAGUAAAACUAACCUGAACGCUGAUGAUCCCAGUAUGCUAGAGUCGGGCAAAAUGAUUAUUGUUGAGGGAGAUGGACGUAAAGGACAUCCUUCACUAGCGCCCUACGAUGCCAUACAUGUGGGCGCAGCAGCACCAGACACACCUACCGAAUUAAUAAAUCAAUUGGCAAACGGAGGUCGCCUCAUAGUUCCUGUUGGUCCGGAGGGUGGCACGCAGUAUAUGCAGCAGUACGACAAGGACGCCAAUGGCAAGGUACAAAUGACACGUCUGAUGGGUGUCAUGUAUGUACCUUUAACGGAUUUACGGUCCUGACUGCAUAAUCUAUGGAAAGCGCUGGUCGUUGUGGUGCUGCUUGGUUACGUGCUCUAUCGAUUAUGGGUAGAUUAUUAUUAGCUUUAUUUUUAACGAAUAUUAACGGCAAACCCUCAAGUUUGAGUAAUUACCAUAGUAAACAUACCUAAAU